Molecule: messenger RNA, 717 nt
Organism: Rhododendron vialii
Lineage: Eukaryota; Viridiplantae; Streptophyta; Magnoliopsida; Ericales; Ericaceae
Product: vacuolar iron transporter homolog 4-like
Exons: 1
Coding region: 43-717 (224 amino acids)
Biological process (GO): intracellular manganese ion homeostasis
Cellular component (GO): membrane
Molecular function (GO): manganese ion transmembrane transporter activity; iron ion transmembrane transporter activity
Source: RefSeq, a predicted model, not a curated record
CCACCUCAAAAUAAUAUUCUCCUUCUUCCUUAAUUUUCCUCCAUGGAAGCAUCUAUUGAGCAAACAAAACCCUCCAUUCCUGCUGACGUCGACGUCGAGCUACAACACAUCGAAGAGCUCAAAGUUGAUCAGGUGAUCGACAACUACUGCAGUACUAGAUCCCAGUGGCUCAGAGCUGCUGUUUUGGGCGCAAACGACGGCUUGCUCUCAACUGCAUCGUUAAUGGUCGGAGUCGGAGCUAUCAGGAAAGACGUCAAGACCAUGGUACUAACCGGGAUUGCCGGACUUGUUGCCGGAGCUUGUAGCAUGGCCAUCGGAGAGUUCGUCUCUGUGUAUUCCCAAUACGAUAUAGGAAUGGCUCAGAUCGAAAGAGAGAGUAGUAUUGAGGUCGUUAGAGAGGUGAUUCGGGAGAACGAAAUCGAGGAGAGGAAGGGUAAGUUGCCGAACCCGUUCCAGGCGGCAACAGCCUCCGCCUUGUCAUUUUCCGUUGGGGCAUUUGUGCCGCUGCUAGCAGCGGGAUUUAUCAGUGAUUAUAAGGUGAGGUUGGGGGUGGUGGUGGCGGCUGUGAGCUUGGCGUUGCUAGGUUUUGGAGGGUUGAGCGCGGUGUUGGGGAGGGCGCCGGUGGUGAAGCCUUCGCUUAGGGUUUUGGUUGGAGGGUGGUUAGCUAUGGGGGUCACUUUUGGCUUAACCAAGUUGAUUACUUCUUUUGGAAUUUAA